Molecule: messenger RNA, 998 nt
Organism: Cuscuta campestris
Lineage: Eukaryota; Viridiplantae; Streptophyta; Magnoliopsida; Solanales; Convolvulaceae
Source: the annotation of a GenBank genome assembly
AAAGUGCCCGAUUUUACUGAAUCUGGAUUGCCUGAAGAACCAGGAGAUGAAAUCAGAAUUGAGCAACAAGCUAAACCUACCUAUGCGGAAAUUCUUACAUCCACGGAGGUACAAACAAAUCUCAGUUUCUAUCAAUUUGAAGAAGUAAAUGGAAAAAGGAUUGCUAGGUUUACUGACGAGGAUGUGAUUGAGGAAAAAGGACUCUGGGACAAUGCGGUUAUCUGCUAUAUCCUAGGAGCGAAUCCACCUCUGGAAAUCGUAAAAGGAUUUAUCGCCAGGAUUUGGAAGGAUUAUACAGUGGAUGAUGAACUGAGUGAUGUCCCAAUCUGGGUCCAAUUUCCUAACCUUGAUAUGAGGUAUUGGAGUUUAUCAGGCCUGGGAAAACUGGGAAGUAUAUUGGGUAAACCUAUCAAAAGGGACAGAGCUACUGCAACAAGAGCAAAAUGGAGUUAUGCAAGGAUACAAAUUGAGGUGCAAGUUCAACAAGAGUUCCCUGACAUAAUUUACUAUGUUGAUAAGGAUGAUAGAGUGGUAACCCAGGAGGUGGUUUAUGAAUGGAGGCCCUCAAUCUGCUCUAAGUGUGGGAAACUGGGUCACCUACGCUCACAAUGUAGGAAGAAAGAGGGGAAACAGGAAAGGAAUAUCACAAGGAAAGUAUGGCGCCCAAAGGAAAAGGAAGGAGAAAAGAAGGAAAUGAAUACCCCUGUGCAAGUACACUACGAAAAGGGCACUGAAAUGCCUUUUGAAGGAAAACCCGCAGAGGAUGAAGAAGGAUUUCAAGUUGUAACUGGGAAAAAGACAGCUAGGAGACUUACAAUAGAUGAUCUGAGGAAUCAAGGGGAUCCCAUAAGAGAAUCCCCUUAUGGCCACUACCCCUUCCUUCAAUGAUUAGCUGGAAUGUGAGGGGGCUGAACAGCCUUAAUAAGCAGUGGGAGGUCAGGAAUAUGAUAGACAAACACAAACCUGAUAUUAUGGGUAUUCUGGAAACUAAAGUUAGG